Molecule: messenger RNA, 4476 nt
Organism: Priapulus caudatus
Lineage: Eukaryota; Metazoa; Priapulida; Priapulimorpha; Priapulimorphida; Priapulidae
Product: spore wall protein 2-like
Exons: 2
Coding region: 70-3750 (1226 amino acids)
Source: RefSeq, a predicted model, not a curated record
CAAACUAAAGCGAAGUGUGAGGAAGACAGCUGAAGAAGAAGCUGAAGAAAACACAAGAGAAGAUGAUGGAUGACACGAGAAUCAGGGACGACAGGAGAAGAUAGCGGUAGUGAGUCCAGCAGGUACGGCGGCAAUGGUACAUACAACUACGGCAGGAGCGAAGGUAGUCGUGGAAAAGCAUCAGAAAACACGGAUAGCAAAGAUAAUGAAGAGGAGGGCCGCAAAGAAACUGUACAUUAUAGCAGGGAUAUUGACACUAACUAUACUAGAUAUAGCAAUGACAGUAGUGAUGUUAUAUCCAUUCGACAUGGCAAUAAGAUUAGCAUGGCUAAUUAUACUGCACACGGCGAUAGGGAUAACGAGACUACUUACCCGUAUACUGGACAUAAUCAUAAUGAUGAUGCAACUAGUUACCAUAGGCAAGGCGAUGCAGGUGCAGAAGUUAAAUACAACUACACGGCGGGAGAUAGUGGUGAAGUUAACCAUAAUGACGAUAGACAUGCUCGUGUUGUUAUGACAAUUGAGGGCACAGAAAGUGGCGAGCGACAGUCCAUUCCUAAUACGAAAGAAUAUAGAGAACAUGAAGAUGAAGAUGGUGUCAUACAGGCACGGGAAUACAAGGAAGUAGGUCUAAGAACUAUUACAAAUGACAAGGAGGAAUAUAAAGGCGAAGAAGAGGAAAGGGAGGACGAUCAUAGUAUGACUAAGACCGAGCAGAAAGAUGAGAACAUAGAAGCCAAACCAAUAACUACUAUGACUGAGAAUGGAAAACAUGAAGGUGAAGAAAAUGAAAACAAUGACGACGAACAGGAAGAAGGGGAGAAAGACGCACAAGAAAAUAAAAGACAAGAGAAAAAUGACGAAGAAGGAGGAGAAGAAGGCAAAUAUGAAGAAGGAGAAGAAAAAGAAGAAGAAGAAGAAGAUAGUAUGGGUAAUGCUGAUCAAGAAAGGAGAGACAGGAAAAUCGACUCUGUGAGGGAUAGGAAUGAGAAUGAGGGUUAUAAGGUCAUCAAGAUGGAGGGAGAAGAAGAAGGUUAUGUCAUGACUGAGACUAAUCCAGAAGAAGAGUCCGAGGGCGUGGCUAUUAUGAACGAGAACAAAAAUUAUGAAGGUAGAGAAAGGGGAAAUGAGGAAGACAAACUAAAGGAAGGUGAGGAAGACAGCGAAGAGGAAGAAGAAAAAAAAGAAGAAGACGAGCAUCAAGAAAAAUAUGAUGAUGAAGAGACAGAAGAAGACGAAGAAGAAAAAAUCGAAGUAGAAAAAUACGAUGGUAUAGAUAAUACUCAGGAGGAACGCAAAAACGAGGAAUUAGAUGCACAUGACAUAUCUACGCCUACUGGGGGAGACGACAGAGAAAACGAGGAAGGCGAAGGGAAAGAGGAAGAGGCAGCACAAGAGGAAGAAUAUAGGGAAAAUAAGGAAGACGGCGAGGAAAUAGACAAAGAACUUGUAAUGGUUAAAGCUAAUCAGCAAACGGAAGGCAUAGAAGUAGUCCCCAGCACAAAUACCAAGGAGAAUGAAGAAUAUGAUGGCAAAGGGAACGAGGGUGAAGAAAAAAUCUAUAGUAUGACUAAGACUAAUCAGGAAGGAGAGGCGAUAGAAAACAAACGCGUGACUACUAUGAAUGAGAAUGAGAAAUAUGAAGGUGAAGGGGAUGGUGCCUAUGCAGAAGAGGAAGAUGAAGGGGAAAAAGACGGAGAUACAGAAGAAGUAGGCGAAGAAGAGGCAGCUGAAGAAGAAGACGAAGAAGAAGAAGAAAAAGGGCCGAGUUAUAGAGCUAUGAAUGAGAAUAGACAAAACAAAGAUGGAGGGGGUGGAUACGAUGUAGAAGAAGAUGAAUACGAACAAGGAGAAGAGCAAAAUAACGGAGAAGAAGAAGGAGAAUACGGGGAAGAAGAGGAGAAAGAAGAAGAUGAACACAAGGAAAUGGAAGUGGCCAAGAAUGAUGGUAUGGAUAAUGCUCAUCAGGAACGGGAAAACAAGGAAUUAAACGUAUAUGAAGAACCUAGGAAUGGUGAGGGAGAAGGCAGCAAUGACGAGGGAGAUGAAAGGGAAGAGGAAGAGGAAGCAGAGAAAGAAACAGCAAAAGAAGCAAUCGAAGAGAAAGAAGAGGAAGAGGAAAAAAUAGAGGACGAAGCUGUAACGGUUAUUUCUGAUCAGGAAAAGGGUGUCGAAGAAAUUGACCCCGUCACUACUACCAAAGAGAAUGAGGAGUAUGACGAUGAAGAAAAUAAGGCCAAAGCAGAAGUUUAUAGUAUGACUAACAAUGAUCAGGAAGGAGAGGCGAUAGAAAACAAACGCGUGACUACAAUGAAUAAGAAUGGAUAUCAUGAAGAUGGAGGGGAUGGAGACAUUGUAGAAGAGCAUCAUGAUAAUAAUAAAAACGACGAAGAAGAAGAUGAACACGAACAAGGAGAAGAGCAAAAUGAAGGAGAAGAGGAGGAAGAAAAAGAAGAAGAAGAAGAAGAAGAAGAGAUAGAAGAAGACGAGGUAGAAAAAGAAGUAGAAGAAGACGGAGAAGAUGAAAUGGAAGUAACAAAAGAUGACGGUGUUGCUAAGGCUGCUCAGGGAACUGUAAGCCAUAAAUUAAAUCUACGUGAGGAAUACGAAGAUGAUGAGAAAGAUGACGAAGUAGACGCGAAUGAAAAAGGAAACAAGGACCGUGAAGAGAAAGAAGAAGAGCAAAAGGAAUCGGAAGAGGAAGAAGAUGGUAUUGCUAAGGCUGGGCAUGAAGGACAGAAGGAGGCUGAUAGCAUUGGUGCUAUGAUUGACAAUAAGAAAAAUGAAGACGAAGAGGUAAAAGAUAAGCAAGAUGACGUCAAUGACGAGCCACAACAGGAUGCAGCGGCUGCAGCAAUAGGAGACGGUCCAGCAUCGGCUGAGCAGGAAAGGGAAGAUAAGGCGGUAGACCACAAGACUAAUACCAACAGAGAUGAAGCAUAUGAUCAGGGGGUAGAAGGAGGAGAAGAAAAGCAAGAACAAGAACAAGAAGACGACGAAAAGGAAGUAGUAAAAAGAAAUGAUACGAAUAAGGUGAUUCAGGAACGGGGAAACAAGGAACCAGACUCAAAUGAUGAAAAUGAGGGUGAAAAGCCAGACAAACAAGACGAAGAAGCAGUUGAGAAAAAAGACGAGGAUGAAGGUGAAGAAACCAGGAAAGUCAAAGAGGAAACGCAUCCAAUUCCGAAUAACAGGGACGAUGUUGCACUAACAGAUGACAGAUUGACUACGACCAAAGGCACACUUCCAAACAAAGAAGACAGCACACCUACUCGAGGUAGAGUAUUUGACGACGUGACGGUGGAUGAGAAGAUAAAUGAAGAAGCUGGUGACCAUGAACAAUCUCAAGAGGAUCAAAUGACCGUAUUGGAAAGUGAUGAUGAUAGUGCAAUUGACGAUGGCAGUAGUGCGCCUAUCACGAACAAGGAUAUUGCGCUGAAACAAGAAAUGAAUGACCCACAUCAAUCAGUGCUAGAACCCUACAACGAAGAAAAACGCACUGGUGUGAACCGCGAAGGAGGCGAAAGUGACUCUAUUAUUAAUAAUAACAACGGGCAUUAUAGAAGGAGAGGUGAAGUAAUCAUGAGGAAUAGGAACACAGGAGGAAAUCGUGUCGCAGUGUGGGGUGAUAAACAUGACAAUGUCUUCGACAAUUUCUUUACACAGUUAAAUUCAGUGCUAUCAUCUUUUAUGAAUGACCUCGUAGAUACGCUAGCAAACUGCACCAGUAGCAUUCACAAUAACCAUUAAUAGAAAUUCGAACUAAAGCAGCAAUAAAGACUUGUGUUAUAGAGAAUGCAAGAAUAUUGCCAAUAAUACGUAGCUCGUGUGUUGCGAUAUAUUAAAUAUAGUUUUAUCGUCGUCGUGGAUGAAAGGCAAAUGAUAUAUUCUGAUUAUGUUGGAUCUCAUUGAGAGGAAGGAAUGUGUAUCAAAGUUAUAUUAAUUACAGUAAUUACAAAUACUACUUGAUUUUGUGAUUUUCUAGUAGUUUAUUAUUUAAAAAUAUUUGCAGCUGUUUCUACUUCUACCACUAUGACUGCAACUACCGCUUCCACUACCAAUACAAAUACACAAUACACAUGUCUUGUCCUAAAGAACAGAAACUAUUUUUAUUAUAAAACAAACUCCUCCGGACUACACACUGGUUUACCAAUGAUUUACCCUUUCAGUCAUGAAACUGCGACAAUUGACGUCAGAUUUCGCACAAUGACUGGUUUUGCCAUAGUGACAUUAGAUGUUAGAUUUGUGCCUUACGUUUAUCUACUGCUCAUUGGUGCAAUGAUGGCCGCACUCAUGCAAGUUACAGGGAUAUUCUAAAAUUUGUAUCUUUCUGGCGUUUAACUUUACUUUUUACUUGUAACCUGUAGUUGCAACACGAUUUUACGCUUUGAUUUUACGAUUUUUCGACAUACACGCUACAUAACAAACAGCACCAGUUAACUAUUUAUGCCCACAUAACAUUACUCGCGGACUGAU